This is a messenger RNA of Bactrocera neohumeralis, 1256 nucleotides long. Its product is annotated as probable splicing factor, arginine/serine-rich 3. NCBI's taxonomy places the organism in Eukaryota, Metazoa, Arthropoda, Insecta, Diptera, Tephritidae. The record is from RefSeq and is a predicted model, not a curated record. Gene Ontology annotation, molecular function: mRNA binding. Gene Ontology annotation, cellular component: cytoplasm; nucleus; ribonucleoprotein complex. Bases 131 to 841 code for a protein of 236 amino acids. The transcript has 3 exons.
AUUGGCAUUGAUUGUGGCAUUUGUGUGAUUGAGUACUACGUGCUGUUUUGUUCAUGACAAAAAAUUUUGUAUAUAGUGCUUCAUAUAAAUAUUAAUAUUUUACUGGUGUAAAUAAAAAUCUAUAAAAAACAUGUCUCGCAGUGAAAGUCGCAUAUAUGUUGGAAACUUACCUCCAGAUAUCCGAACAAAGGAUAUUCAAGAUCUAUUUCACAAAUUCGGUAAAGUGUCAUUCGUAGAUUUGAAAAAUAGGCGUGGUCCGCCAUUUGCAUUUGUUGAAUUCGAUGAUGCACGCGAUGCUGAAGACGCAGUAAAAGCCCGCGAUGGUUACGACUAUGAUGGAUACAGAUUACGUGUGGAAUUUCCCCGUGGUGGUGGACCAGGUAGUUUUCGAGGUAAUCGAAAUGACCGAAACCGAAAUGAUGGCGGCCGUGGUGGAGGCGGUGGCGGUCGUGGACCACCUACUAAACGUUCACAAUAUCGAGUCAUGGUUACAGGUUUGCCAUCAUCUGGCUCAUGGCAAGAUUUAAAAGAUCAUAUGAGAGAAGCGGGUGAUGUGUGUUUUGCUGAUGCGUAUAAGGAUGGAACAGGUGUUGUAGAAUUUUUGCGCCAUGAAGACAUGAGAUAUGCAAUAAAAAAAUUAGAUGAUUCACGCUUUAGGUCGCAUGAGGGUGAGGUUUCAUAUAUACGUGUUCGAGAGGAUAAUGUUGAGGGCGGUGGACGUGAUAAUCGCGACAGGUCCCGGUCAUUUUCUCCGCGCGCACGCCGCCGAGGUACUCCUACUUAUUCUCCUCUACGCCGAUCAUAUUCCAGGUCAAGGUCUCGUUCACGCUCAAAUUUUUAAUUUAAUAUUAUUACAAAUUUUUAAAUAUUCACUCAAACUCAACCAAAUAACUAUAAUAAUUUGAAGAGUAACAGAGAAUAACAGCCGAAAAUUUAUGAUUUAUGUACCGAUGAUUUUAUACAAUUAUUCUUUAAAUCUCGCAAGUAUAUUUUGCGGUUUUGUUGAAAUUUAUCUCUAAAGUACUCAAUACAAGGUGAAAUAUGUUUUAUUUUUUCACAAUUAGGUACCCAGAACCUUACAUUCGAACUUAACAUAGUUACACUCAGUACAUUUUUGCGAAGAAAUUUAAAUAUUUAAUAUGAAUUAUUUUCCUAUAAAACUAAACAACAAAAAGUUCUAAUAACAUACCUUUAUGAUUUUGUUGGAAUUUCUUUAACUAAUAAAAAACAAAAUUUGAAUUAUGUUAUAAUAUUAA